CAGUCCCCCCCCCGCCCAUCCCAAGCCCCCCCCCCAUCCAUCCCGCCCGCGCCCGGCGCGGCCUGGCGGCGGCCGCCAUGAGCAAGCUGGGGCUGUCGUUCCGUGCCAGGGCGCUCGACGCCUCCAAGCCGCUGCCGAUUUUCCGCGCGGAGGAUCUCCCCGACCUGCAGGAGUAUGUGUCCAUCAACCGCACCGUGCCGCAGAUGCCCACGGGCAUGGAGAAGGAGGAGGAGACGGAACACCACUUGCAACGCGCCAUCUCGGCGCAGCAGGUGUAUGGGGAGAAGCCUGAGCACAUGGUAAUCCCCGUGCCAGAGGCGCAGAGUAACGUGGCGUACUACGACGGCCUCUACAAGGGCGAUUUCAAGCGGCCCAAGACCUUCAUCCACCUACAGCCGCUGAGCCUGGAGGUCGAGCAUCCCGACUAUGACCUGGACUCGGAGGACGAGACAUUUGUAAACAAGCUGCGGCGGAAGGUGGACAUCGACCUGAUGCAGUUUGAGGAGAUGAUGGACCGACUCGAGAAGGGAUGCGGCCAGCAGCUCCUCACGCUCCCUGAGGCUCAGCUGCUGCUUCCCGGGGAGGACAGCCUCAUCCGGGAGGUGUUUGAAUACUGGCUGAAGAAGAGGAGGAAGAGCUCCGCCGACUCUCUCAUCCCGACCAUAAAACAGGAGCGGCGUGAUGGUGGAUCCUCCUCAAACAACCCCUACAUCGCCUUCCGCCGACGCACAGAGAAGAUGCAAACGAGAAAGAACCGUAAGAAUGAUGAGGCGUCAUAUGAGAAGAUGCUAAAGCUGCGGCGAGACCUGAGCCGUGCCAUCACCAUCUUGGAGAUGAUCCGGCGACGCGAGCGCAAUAAGCGCGAGUUGCUCCAUCUUACCCUGGACAUCGUUGACAAGAGGAACACGGCCGGCGAUUACGACGGCGCCAUUCUGGGCGAACUGCUGGCCCAGACGCCAGCAGCCAAACCCGUGUACACUGGGCCCAUGCUGCUCUACAACGGCAGCCAGUACCGGCACACGGAGCUCCUCAACAACCGGCUGCACGCUGAUCUGGUCGGGAAGAGGCCACUUGCUGAUGGGCCACGGCCCAAGCGGAAGUACGAGAAAAGGAAAUACAAGACGCUGAGCGUGGGUGGGGGGACGCCCGUCGGGCCCCGCGGCUCCCCGCGAGGUCUUGGGACAGCCCCCCCUUCCUGCCCCGUGCGGGAUGCAAACCAAUAUGACUUCCCCAGCUCGGAGGACGAGGCGCCACCUACGGUGAGCGCUUCGGCCUCGGAGGGGGAGGAGGAGGAGAUGGACCCUGACGCAGUAUUUGUGUUCCGCCGUGCGGCUGGGUGCAGCUACCUUGCACCGCGACCCUUGCGAGGGAAGGACGCCGACUCGGCAGGGCGAUGGGAAUUCGACGGAGCCUUCGACGGCGAGGAAUUCCCGCCCGGCGCUCGACGGCGCACCGAUUCAAGCGUCGGUGUGGCCAUUGCUUCGCCGACGGUGGGGGCUUUCGUGUCCGCAUCAGUAGAGGGGAGCAGGCUCCCGGUGUCACCGCCGCGGCUCGCGGGGCCUGGCCAGCAGACGCCAUACUACCUGGCCUCACUGCGCCAUCCUCAUCGCAUCGUGGGGCUGGCACGCAGGCGUGUGGGCCGGGGCGGAAGAAUGCUGCUCGACCGCUUACACACGCCGCUGGACAAGCUGCUGCAGCAGCUGAGCCCCGACGACCUGCCAGGGUGUGGGAGCCCCCUAGGAGACGAUAACGGAGCCUCCUCUCCCCCCCAUGCUGCCGCCUCUUCAUCAUCACCCGCAAGACGGGCCCCAGCGACCACCAGCCUCCAUCCCACUUCCUGCGAUCGCCUGAUGCCGGAGGAUCUGAUGGCUGCGAUCCGUGCUUGCCGCUGGCGCCACUUCAGGCCUCGGUCCCUGGCCUCCCCGUGCGGCGGAGUUCCACCCGCGCCUCUGCCGGGGCCUCCACAGGGCGGCACGGUGCUGGCGGUUGCCUGCCCACGCACCUUGGCGCCUCGUUGCACAGGCUUCACGCUGGAGCACUACCACAACCACCUGGUGCAGCUGCAGCGGCAGCAGCAGGAAGCGAUGCAGACGUCAGGUCCGGUGCAGGGUAGCAGCGCACAGUCGUCGCGGACUCUGGACUCGGAGAGCGCACAGUUCGCUGUGUCGGCCGUGCUGGGGGGUGCGGAGUCUGUGGCCCCCCCGCCUGUGGCAGCGGUGGCGCGAGCGGUUGUGGCUGCGGUGGGGGGGGUGCGUGGCCGCUCCCCCAAGGAGGUGGAGGGCGGCGUCGUCCUGCCCCCCCCCACGCAGGUCAACGGGAUCCUUCAGCCUCGAGGAAUGUGCAAGCUCCCUGUUCCACCCGGCACCGCCGUGGGUACCAUGAUCGAGCUGGUUGGCCAUCGGCUCUCGAGACCCUCCAUGCCGCCGUCCCUCUCCACCAGCGUCACCAGUGUCGCUACCAUCGUCACCUCCGCUGCGCACGACCAGCCAGUGCUCUGCGCUGCCGCGGUGCCUACGGGUGGCCUCGCAAAGUCGCCGCACCUCAACGGCAUCCAGGCGGUGCCGGUGGUGCUUGCGCACGCGCCCGCCCGGCCGGGCAGUGCCCCCCUGCUGCUCAACGCCCGGACUUUGGCGGAGUCGCAGACCGCGGCCAGCGGUAGGACUUUAACGCCCGGCACGGUGGUGACACUGCCCUCAACCCCGCCGCCUCCACCUCCUCAGCAGCAGCUGAAGCUGCCAUCGCACGGCCUGGGCGUGAGUGGGCCGGUACCUAAGGUGGCGGCCCCGCUGCCUGUAGACGGCCUGGCUUCCAGGUGAAGGAACGCGGCUCGCCAGCCCCUCGUUUGGUGACCCCGUGAGCGUCUUGUCAUCAGCAAUAAGCAGUGCGUGCCGCGCCAUGCUAGGACAUGACAGCAUUUUUAUGGAUGGACUGUGAUGUGUGUGUUAAAAGAAAAAAAAUAUUUUCCAUUUUAUUAACUUAUUUCAAUAAAGAAAAUUGGCAUUUGUGCUCUAUGGUCUAAAACUCAAAACAAACUUUCGAGAGUUAAUUUAUUUCUGGCUCUGCCUCCUGCAGUAAGACUCGAGGAGUAGACUGCCACUUUUAAGGUGUCAGACAUCCCAGUGGCAACAGAAGGAAUGUGACAGAUGUUUGUGCGAGAUCGUUUUUGUCGAUGCCUGCAGGAGGAUCUACCACCUGCAACUACCCCGGUUUUGUUACAGGAGCUGCUAAGAGAUUAAAAUGAUAUGAAAUAAAUAAAUAAAAAUUACAAAAAGGAAAAAAAUGCUAGAAAAUAUUUAAAAUCCAUAAUGUUACUUGAACGCUAAACAUUUACUGUUGAGAUUUGCACUUGUUUCAAUGUGAAAAUGACAUUAAGAGUAUUUAAUAUUGCGCUGCAUAUUGAUUGGUCAUCGGAUAGAUUCCCUCAAUCGGGAAGGUGGUGAUGACGGUCUCAUCACCCUUGUGAAAUUCCCAAGCGCAAACUGCAACUUUGAGCCGUGGAACGUCAUGAUCAUGAUUAUAAAGAUUUCUCAAGCAUAAAAACAAUUGUACAUUUGACUGUCUGUAAAUGUCCCAGUGAACUACACAAAGGGUAUUUUCCCCGCACCCGCCCCCUACCCUCCAAAUGUUGGGCUAAUUGUGAAAUUCAGAGACUUGUCUGUAAAUUGGGGUGGAAUUGUUUAGUACAAAAGAGAAAAAUCGCAGCCAUUUUCGGUCCACGAUCGGUGUCUUCAUUGCCCUUUGGUUACAUUUGGUCUAACCUGCAAAAAAGUGGCCAAAUGAAUGCGAACUUUGUGAGGCUUGCGUGGUGUUUUAACACAAGAGACUUUGGCUUUUUCUCAUUUUAAUCAGAUCACAUGAUUUCUAUUUUACCAUUUUAUGAAUACGUCAUACAUUCUUAAGGGAUUAAUUGUGUGAAAUAUUCCUCCCUUUACAGUAUCACACCCCCCCCCCCCCCCCACCAUUCAAUAUUGCCAUGUUUUUAGUAGGCAAGGUGCGCAGCAUCACAGAAUGACUCAUGUUUGUUAUAAGACAGAUCAUCUUUAUCUGGCUGCUAAUGAGUUUGACAUGCAUGCUUUUUUAUACACGCACUCGUAAUUCAAUGUUUUUUGACCAGACAUUCCUUUUAUGAACGUCCUUGAUGCAAAAAAACUUAAGACGAACAACAAGCUGAAAAAACACGAGAAAACCCCGUCAGAAAUAAGAGGAAAUAUUUGCAUCAAUUUUUUUUUUCCAGUUGGACUGAGACUGGAGUCUGAAUUCCGAAGCGGAAGGAAACACUCUCUUCAGUGAAGAGUUCUCGCGAGCGAUUCAACCGCGAGGGUUACCGUUACUACUGUAUGCUGGUCAUGUUUCUGGAGUUUUUGUUUUUGUUACUUUCCGUUUUGUAUGUUUGAAAUAAACCCAAAGCAUUACACAA
Lethenteron reissneri (Far Eastern brook lamprey) is the source of this 4417-nucleotide messenger RNA. Its product is annotated as enhancer of polycomb homolog 1-like. Gene Ontology annotation, biological process: regulation of transcription by RNA polymerase II. Lineage: Eukaryota; Metazoa; Chordata; Hyperoartia; Petromyzontiformes; Petromyzontidae. The record is from RefSeq and is a predicted model, not a curated record. Gene Ontology annotation, cellular component: NuA4 histone acetyltransferase complex.